Messenger RNA from Lotus japonicus, 1317 nucleotides. RefSeq lists its product as uncharacterized. Bases 1 to 1317 code for a protein of 438 amino acids. The record is from RefSeq and is a predicted model, not a curated record. NCBI's taxonomy places the organism in Eukaryota, Viridiplantae, Streptophyta, Magnoliopsida, Fabales, Fabaceae. The transcript has a single exon.
AUGGAUUUGCGUGCACGGGUACAAGAGUUUAUCUUGGUUGAACAGGAUGAGCAAACUAAAAAGGAUAGGGACGACUGGCGAGCUCAACCGGACGUUUCAUCAGAAAAAGGUCGCGCUCCUAAAGACCAACGACCCGCUCAGACACCGCGCCAGCCAAGGCCAGCGCCCUAUCCAGCAGGGAGACAGGGGCCACAAAGUAACACAUGGCAUCGGAAUAGUCAACCCGCUUCGGUGAAUCCGGCGGCCCAAGGAGGACAUGAUCCCGCCCAAGGUCAUCAAACCAAAUUGAACGCCCCUCUCAGCACAAUACUGCGAGCAGUAGGGCAAACUAAUGUGGUUCAAUACCCAUGGCCACCCAGGCGAUCACCUGCGAACGUGGACACAACAAAGUGGUGUGAAUUCCAUAAAGCCAUGGGACACAAUAUAGAUAAUUGCUGGACUUUGCGCAAGGAGAUUGAACGACUGAUCAAAGCGGGGCAUUUGUCCAAUUUUGUCUCAGGAGACAAUACACAGCUUGACGCAGUCAAAAAUACGGGCUGUGAUUUGUCAAAGGGAAAGGAGGUAGUUGAGGAGUUAGGAGUACCCGCCGGGUCUUGCUUGUCAAUUGCAGGGGGAUUUGGCGGCGGGCGCAUAUCUAGCAAGGGAAGGAAAAGAUAUGUUGAGGCAGUAAACUCGGUUCACCACGCUUACGAGGGGGAAUGUUGGCUGAACCAUACUCCAAUUACUUUCUCGCCAAAGGAUUUUGAUCAUGUGAUUCCGCAUGAUAACGAUCCAAUAGUGGUGACCCUGCGCGUAAAUAACUAUGUUACCAAGAAAGUUUUUCUAGACCAAGGCAGUUCUGCUAACAUCAUAUAUGGUGAUGCAUUUGAAAGAUUGGGCUUAAAGGAGUCAGACUUAAGGCCAUAUACGGGGUGUCUAGUGGGAUUCACAGGAGAUCGAGCCAAGGUCCGAGGCUAUGUGGAAUUGGACACUGCUUUUGGUGAGGGUGAAUACGUGAAGAAAUUUCAAGUAAAGUAUUUGGUUCUUCCGUGUAAGGCGACGUAUAAUGUGCUUCUAGGGCGUGAUACUUUGAACAAAAUAUGUGCGAUAAUUUCAACCGCCCAUUUGACAGUGAAGUAUCCAACUUGCAAUGGAAAGGUGGGAAUUUUGAGGGUGGAUCAAGAGGCCGCCCGAGCCUGUUAUGCACAAAGUCUGGAACUUUAUGGUAAGAAGGCAGCCAAGGAAUCACAUCGCGUCACGGAAAUUUUUCCACAUGAGAAUUUCAAUUUGGAUCCUCGUGAUGAUUCGGAGGAGUUAAGACCUCAGCCGGCGGAAUAA